Messenger RNA from Camelina sativa (false flax), 2315 nucleotides. RefSeq lists its product as uncharacterized. NCBI's taxonomy places the organism in Eukaryota, Viridiplantae, Streptophyta, Magnoliopsida, Brassicales, Brassicaceae. The record is from RefSeq and is a predicted model, not a curated record. Gene Ontology annotation, biological process: cytokinesis by cell plate formation.
UUCUUCUUCUUUCUUCUUCCUCUCCAGACUCCAGCUCAAUCCAAAAAAAAGUCUUUCCCACCUUGUUGACUCCGUCUUCUUUAGAGAGAUGGCUAGGAGACCAGGCAGCUCCGCUUCUUCUUCACCCGCGAUGUCUCCGUCGCAUCGGCUGAACAGCGGUGGAGGAGGAAUCUCAGGCAAAAGCACGCUCCGGAAACAAAACGCCGCUGAGCUGCUCGCGAAGGUUAUGGAGAGGCGCGACUAUGAUUAUGAUUACGACGACGAUGACGACGGAGGCGAAGAUCUGUACCAGGUACAUCUUCCGCCUCUGACUCAGUCUCGAAGACGAGAUGAUAAUAAGCGUAUUGGUAAAGGUUCGGUCAACGGGAAAAACGCUCCGGCGAAGAAACCGGUCAUUCUUCCUCCGCCUAAAUUUGACGAUGAAUCCGACGGUGACGAAAUUCUACCCGAUGGUCCCCGGAAUCGAGUGAUAAUUCCUAAAAAGAACGCUAGGGAUCGGAAAGAAGCUCCGGCGAAGAAACCGGUCUUACUUACGCCGCCUAAAUUUGACGAUGAAUCAGAAGAUGAUGAGAUUACAUCUGAUGUUCCCCGUAAUCCAGUAGAGAUUAAGGGUCCGGUCAGCGGAAAAAUAAUAGCUCCGGCGGUGAAACCUGUCGUACUUCCGCCGCCUAAAUUUGACGAUGAACUCGACGGCGAUAAAAUUAAAGCUGAAGUGCCUCGGAAUCCAGUGGAGAUCACUACUGAAAAGAAUGGUAAGGGUGCACUCAGGGUUAGAGUUCCGGCGUAUUCCCGUCGGAAUCCGUUGGAGGAAUUUGAGCAGAACGGAGACGAGAAACUAAAUGUUCAAUUUGAUGUACCAGCAAAACAAUCGGAAGCUCAGUUAAAGUAUAAGAAAAGUUUUAGGUUUCGUCCUGCAGAUAUUUUAUCACAGAAUACCGAAGAUGAUCGAGAAGCUUCAGCCUUGCGUGAUGAAUUAGAUAUGCUUCAAGAAGAAAACGAUAAUAUACUGGAUAAGCUUCAGCGCGCUGAAGAAAGACGCGAAGCAGCAGAAGCAAGGGCCAAAGAGCUCGAGAAACAGGUUGCUUCUCUAGGUGAAGGAGCUAACUUUGAUGUCAAGCUCUUGAAGAGGAAAGAAGCAGCAUUGCGUCAAAGAGAGGCAGCAUUAAGGGCUGCUGAACAAAAAAGAGAUGGAAGAAGUAAGGAAACUGAUGCCCUUAGUUCAGAAUUUCAGAGCUUAAAAGAUGAAGCAGAGAAGGCUACAGAACAGCUCCAUGAGGCUGAAGCUGAAACAAAGUCUCUUCGGACAAUGAUACAUAGAACCAUUUUGACUCAAGAAGAAAUGGAGGAAGUUGUUCUAAAGAGAUGCUGGCUUGCUCGCUACUGGGAACUAGCUAUUCAACAUGGAAUAUGCGAUGAUAUAUCCACAUCAAGAUAUGAACAUUGGUCAGCGUCAGCUCCUCUUCCCUUUGAAGUUGUCCUCUCCGCUGCCCAAAAGCCUGAAGACUCAUGGCAAACAGGUGGUAGCGAUCGCACUUGGAGCAAAGUCGUCAGUAAUUUCAGUGAUGUCAAUGGAGAAGGAAACAUAGAGAGUAUGCUUGCUGUUGAAGCGGGUUUGCGAGAGAUAGCAUCCUUGAAGGUCGAGGAUGCUUUAAUGCUUGCACUUGCCCGGUAUAGACAAACAAGUGUGGUCCGACAAACCGUCAGUGAUUCCAGGGUGCAAGGGGAAUCUAAGUUCUCCGAAGCAUUUGAGUUGAGCGAAGAAGAGCAACAGGAUAUUCUCUUUAAAGAGGCAUGGCUGCUGUAUUUUUGGAAAAGAGCUAAAAUCCACGGAGUGGAAAGUGAUAUAGCAGAAGAGCGUCUUCAGUUCUGGAUCAAUCGUCUCGGCCAACAGCCAUCUUCACAUGAUGCAGUUGAUGUGGAAAGGGGAAUGAGGGAGCUAAGGAAGCUUGGAAUAGAACAACAGUUAUGGGAGACAUCACGUAAGGAACUCAUUGACUCCGCCUAUCUUCCUUCUCAUUCCGUUUCUGACUACUAUGAUGAGUGACCAGUGACCACCCCUCUAAUCUCUUUUUUGCGUCCAAUUUCCUACAUUCACGACACACACACAAACAAACAAAGGUAAUCAAAAUCACCAAAAUCACUAUUUUCUUUUCCACAAAAGGUUAGAAACACAGAAGAAGACUUCAAUGUAUGUACAUGCUUUUGCUUUCAAACUGUGUUCCUAUUGUUGUGGAUAUUUUUGACUUCCAUGUUGUUACUUGUAUAAUAUAUACUCUUCAUUACUUUACCCAAUACAAGUUUUUUGAAAACAAAAA